Messenger RNA from Striga asiatica, 465 nucleotides. NCBI's taxonomy places the organism in Eukaryota, Viridiplantae, Streptophyta, Magnoliopsida, Lamiales, Orobanchaceae. The record is from the annotation of a GenBank genome assembly.
AUGAGUGCUUGCAGGCGAAGUCAUGCACCGCCAACAGGCCUGCAUCCAGAGGAGCUGAUUCAACCCACCCCACCCGAAGGACGAGACCAAUUGCUUAUUCCAGGAGAAAAUAAUCAAGCUCCGCAAGUGACACUUACAUCUGGAGGGAGUGAAAAGCAACUAGAAGAAGAACAAGGUCAUGAAAGGAAAAGAGAGGUCUCUCUCAAGAACCAGGCCGUCCUCCGCCGCCGGAAAGUCGCCGGAAAUCAUCGCAGCUGCCCGAAGUCGCCGGAAGCUGNGCCUCAGCUUGAUCACGCGAAGGCAUCGUGCAACGCACGUUCGCGUGGCCCAGACGCACGCACGCCUAGUCUUACCCGGAGUAGGAGUCCCGCAGCGCACGACCCAUACGCGCCCGAGAUCCCAGCGUCGUCUGCGAUCGUUCCAGCACUCGCGCGUCCCGUCCAGCGUCAGACGCGACCCGCGUGA